Molecule: messenger RNA, 828 nt
Organism: Cordyceps fumosorosea ARSEF 2679
Lineage: Eukaryota; Fungi; Ascomycota; Sordariomycetes; Hypocreales; Cordycipitaceae
Product: HD domain protein
Exons: 2
Coding region: 1-828 (275 amino acids)
Cellular component (GO): cytoplasm
Molecular function (GO): 5'-deoxynucleotidase activity
Source: RefSeq, a predicted model, not a curated record
AUGGGUUCGCGCCCGGAACAAUCCGAAGCCUGCAAAGCCCCCCCCCCCAGCUACGGGCAGCGAACACAGCAGCUGAUCAAUGGCCAAGACCUCGGCUUCACGCCCACAAUCACGGUCGACGGCCCAUGGACGGUUGAAAAGGUGGUCGAGCAGCUACCCGGCGGCGCGCCGGCCGCGGGGUCCAGCUCGCCACUGGCCUUCUUCCACAUGCUCGAGCGCCUCAAAACGACCAAGCGCGAAGGCUGGCGACGCUUCGGCAUCGAGCGGGGCGAGUCCAUCGCCGACCACAUGUACCGCAUGUCGCUCAUCUCCAUGUUCGCCCCCCCGUCCCUCGCCCCCCGUCUCGACCUCCCCAAGUGCGUCAAGAUGUGCCUCGUCCACGACAUGGCCGAGCUCCUCGUCGGCGACAUCACCCCCGUCGACGGCGUCCCCAAGCCCGAAAAGUCCCGCCGCGAGGCCGCCACCAUGGACUACCUCGUCUCCCUCGCCCCUUCAUCUGUCGGCGCGGAGAUUCGCGCCAUCUGGCAGGAAUACGAAGACGCGCAAACGCUGGACAGCAAGUUUGUGCACGACGUGGACAAGAUGGAGCUGCUGUUGCAGAUGAUGGAGUACGAAAGGAGGGGCGCGCGCGGGGUGGACUUGGGCGAGUUUGCGUACGUGGCGGGCAACAUGACGCUGGAGGAGACGAGGGGGUGGGCAAGGGAGUUGAUCGCGGAGAGGGAGGCGUUUUGGGGAGGGGAGGCACAUGUGCAGGGCGACAAGGGCAAGGAGGGAGGCCUGUCGGAGCUGCAUGCGAAGCAGCAGGCCGAGUACUACAAGCGCGACUAA